UCGUGGCAUUGUGAUGGCGGCCUCGCUGCUGCUGGCGGCGCUGCUGGUGCCGGCCGCCGCGUCCCUCAACGUGCUGCUGGUGAGCACCAUGUCGUCGCCCAGCCACUCCAUCUGGACGCACGCGCUGGCCUCGGGCCUGCUGGGCAGGGGCCACCGCGUCACCGAGCUCGUCAUCCUGGCGCCCGCCGCCGCGCACCCCAACAGGACCAGCUUCGUCAUCACGGCGCCCACCUACAGCGAGGAGCACGGCAUUGACCUGGAGGUGACCAACGUGCUGGACACGUGGGGGGAGAUCGCCUUCAUCUACGGCUUCACCUGCGAGUCGACGCGGGCCGCCCUCGAGUCGCAAGCCUUCGCUGACCUGACGCGCCACCUGCGAGAGGACAAGCCCAAGUUCGACCUGUUCGUCGUCGACUACGCCCUGCAGGAGACCUUCAUCGGGCUCAACACGCUGAUCGGCCGCGUGCCGGUGGUGGCCUUCACGGCCUUCAACAUGCCGGAGGACAUCCUGCAGCUGAUGGGCUCGCCGUUCGCGGCGUCCCUGCUGCCGUACGGCGGCGUGGGCGCGCACGGCGGCGUGCCCAUGACCUUCGCGGAACGCGCCCACAACCUGUACCGGUGGCUGGCCUACAAGGCGUACAUCCACUUCUUCGUCCGACCGGCCAUCGAGAGGGACCUCGCCAAGACGUUCCCCGGCGCCCCCACGCUGGAGGAGCUGGAGAAGGACGUGGCCUUGUCGCUGGUCAACACGAGCCCCGCGCUGCACGGCGGCAUGCCCCUGGUGCCGGCCGUCGUGGAGGUGGGCGGGCUGCAGGCCAGGCCGCCGCAGCCCUUGCCCAGGGACCUGCUGGACUGGGUGGACGAGCGGAACGCGCCGCACGGCUUCGUCCUCAUGUCUUUCGGCACCAACGUCAAGUCCUCCAAGCUCCGCAAGGACCGGCGCGACGCCAUGCUGCGUGCGUUCGGGCGCCUCAAGCAGCGCGUGCUCUGGAAGUACGAGACGGAUGACAUCCUGGACAAGCUGCCGCCCAACGUCAAGGUGGCCAAGUGGCUGCCCCAGAACGACAUCCUAGGCCACCCCAACAUCCGGUGCUUCGUGUCGCACAACGGCGGGCUGAGCACCCAGGAGGCGAGCUUCCACGGCGUGCCCAUCGUGGGCGUGCCCUUCUUCGCCGACCAGAUCGGCUACUCGCACAAGAUCGAGAAGAUCGGCAUCGGGCGGCGCGUGCACUACCAGGACAUCACGGAGGACAGCUUCUUCGAGACGGUGUCGGACGUCGCCAACAACCCCAGGUACCGCGACAACAUGAAGAAGGUUCGGCAGGCGCUGCGCGACCAGAAGGAGACGCCCCUCGAGCGCGCAGUGUGGUGGAUGGAGUACGCCGCCCGCACCGGCGGCGCCCCGAACCUGCGCUCGCCGGGCCUGCUGCUGCGUUGGUACGAGCUCUACAUGCUGGAUGUCUUGGGCGCCUUCCUGCUGGCCGCUGGCCUCGGCCUCUGGCUGCUCAACCGCGUCGUCACCAGCUUCAUCGCCCUGCUCUUCCCGCCACCUGCGCGGGUCAAAACCAAGCUCCAAUAGCCUGCGAAGACACGGUACAUAAACAUUUAGUGUGUGGCUAAACUAAACAGCCUUGCCAAGUUUGGGUGAGACAAAAAUGCCUCACCAUUAAAUGGACAGACUCUUUAGUCUGGCCACGGUACAGGUCGCAUGGGCCGUAUUCACUGUAAAAAAUUCCGUACUUUCGUACGGAAAUGGUGUAGAAAAAUAAAGUACGGAGGUACGGAGAAAAGUACGGAACGUUCCGUACUUGCUCCAUAUGAACCCAUGUAAAUGGGUACGGAAAAGAAGUAUGGAACGUUCCGUAGUUGGCAAGUACGGACGGUCUAGGCAAAUUAUUGACCAGACAUGUUCCGUACUUUUUCCGUACUUUUUUCUCACAGUGAAUUGACUGUGCUGAGAAGUCUGGCCACGUUGUAGCAGUAUUACCUCAAGAGCAGUUGCCAACGACGAAACGAAUUUGAGUUGACAUCGGGUGAUCCAAAAUUCUGAAUUAUUCCUUUCAAGUAGCUUAGUGUGCUGCCGGAAGGCUUGGGUUUUUGACGCUCAAUUUUCUACUAAGAAAUGCUUUGCAGUCGAUACUGAGCUGUUUCUCUGCACUCCAAGAUACAAAUGUAUCACAUUACUGACAAAUUCAUUCGUUCUAUGAAGAAACGAAUCGCUUUUUGUUCGUACGAAGAAAAAUCGCACUUGCGAGAGUUCUAGGGACAGCUCUUGGCCGUGCAGGCUCUUUCUCUGGCGUCAAGAUUUCGGAGCGAUUCAUUAUCACUUUAGGAAACUGAUAUCAGUGUGAGAGACAUGCACGCGCCUGAGGCGAUGUCUCUUGUUUCCCCGGUGAGUCCUUUCAAGUGGCCUGACGUAUGAGUGAUUGUCACAGGUGGAUAGAAGGCAAAACAAAAAAUGAUGGAAUAUGUGCACGCGAAGCUGCAACUGCUACCAGGUGGCACAAUUUUUGGGGUCGCAUUUUGUGACGCAUGUGUCGUUGUUGAGUCUUACGUCUGGUUGGUAAGCAAUUUAGUAGUAAUAAUGAGACGCAAGUUCACUUCACUCUCAUCCUUCAAUUGACAUUUAUUAGUAUUCAUCGCUGUUUGUGCACAUUAAUAGAAUUCUGUUAAGAAGCUUAACAGAUUUGUCAAGACGAAAUUGAUAAUAAAAUAUCUGAAACAAAUGAAAAUGUUAGUGUGCUCAUUAAUGAGCCCUGAUUGUCGAUUUAUUUUUGAAGCGUCGUUCUCAAAACGUUUUCGAGCUCUUUGGU
Thrips palmi is the source of this 2813-nucleotide messenger RNA. RefSeq names its product 2-hydroxyacylsphingosine 1-beta-galactosyltransferase-like. The record is from RefSeq and is a predicted model, not a curated record. NCBI's taxonomy places the organism in Eukaryota, Metazoa, Arthropoda, Insecta, Thysanoptera, Thripidae. The transcript has 7 exons. The coding region runs from base 14 to 1579 and encodes 521 amino acids. Gene Ontology annotation, molecular function: UDP-glycosyltransferase activity.